Cinara cedri is the source of this 7855-nucleotide messenger RNA. NCBI's taxonomy places the organism in Eukaryota, Metazoa, Arthropoda, Insecta, Hemiptera, Aphididae. The record is from the annotation of a GenBank genome assembly.
CGGCGCAUAACGUCGGCGGCGGCAGCGGCAGCGGCGGAAAAUGUAUUAUUUUAUUAUCGUCGCGCGUCGCCGUCGCGAUGGCCACAGUCACAGCCCGUGCGUCGCGUCAAAAAGUGUAACCUCGCGCGUUUAUGCGGUACGCCUAAUAUUGUAACGAUAAUUUAUAACACAACACCGUGCCGUGUUAAGCCGUAGUUGCCUACGCGAUUCUUGUCGUCCUCGUUGUUGCUGUUCCGACCGUACACUCGUGCGCGCGUAUCGCCGGGGUACCGUUGACCGUCACGGACGACCGUUUGCGACAUGAAAAAGGCGGCGAGCAGAGCGCGCGACGAAAAACUGUUGGCCGCGGUCCGCCAUCGACCGGUGCUCUACGAUCAGUCGACGCACGUGUUCAAGGAUUUCGGCGUCAAGAACGCCGCGUGGAAAGAGGUGGCGUCCGCCGUAGUCGGAUCUCAAGACAAACAGGCCGGUCAGAGUUACUAAUUAUAAUUACAUAGUUUAUAACUGUACUGGGCAAUACAUAUUAAGCGGAAGAUAAGCUAAUAUUGUACCGAAUUCAACGUUACUAUUUUUGAUUUAACGAUAUUGAGCGGGUUUUACUGCAGGACUUGUUGUAUUCGUUGUUUUCGUACGCCGUCGUGUAUUACCGCGGGUUAUGUAUGUAUAUAUAUAGUAGUGGGAAUCCCCGACGCCACCCGAGAUCGUACACCCGCCGCCCGUCGCUUGUAAUCGCCAUUCGCUAUCGGAUGUAUCGGUCGCGUGUAACCUUUCCGCAUAUUAUUAUGAACAUAAAACCCUUCGCUGGUUAUAUCGCACCGAUAUACAACGAUAUCGACACGAUCAAGUAUAUCAAAAAUGAUUCGCAAUUGUCUAAAAAAGAGAAACAUUUUAUGGGAAUAUCUCGCUCCAACGAAUUUAACGUUCCGAGUGCAAACAUAAAAGACAACGGCGGGUUUAGACAAAGUGGAUGGGAAUUCGUAAUAACCGGCUGCGGUUUAUGUGCAUUCGUAUGCGAUCGACGGAAUCGUACACAAAUUCAUUGAUGAUUCUGUCGAUGAGAUUACAUUACCUACUUGACAUCACGUUUACGUACCGGGUAAACGUAACAAACGAAUGGGUUUUUUUAUCUUGUGCGGAAUGGUUGCAUAAAAUGCUUUCGGGCGAACUAUUAACCGCGGUCGCUUUUUCCCGCCAAAUUCGACUGCGCUGUCGCCGCGCUUUCUUUCCACCGUUUAUCGUUUCCUUCGCGCGUACCCGACCGUCUUCACUGGGGACCGGUUACGGACGAACCUUUUGAAUACAAUUCGAACGUUAACGUUCCAAAGUAGUCUGUAGCGCAUUUCGAGUAGGCCGGGCAAAGAACCGUAGAUUGGUAAUUUUCAAUACAGUUUUAAAAUCUCGAAUCAGUUCUGUUAAUAAGCUAAAACAUUAUAUUUUAAUACUUGUAUCGUAUUAUACAUAAUCCGAGUUUUUACUUUAUUUGCACGUAUACUAUUUGGGAAUGGAAAGGAGAUACAGUUUAUUUUUGAACCCUACAGCAUAACACAUUUGUAUAAACUAAAUAAGCGUGUGCGUGGGAAAAAAACGUUUUUCAAGUCUUAUUGUCUCCAUGAUGGAUUUCCUGAAAGUGGUCGGGUGAGAUAGUUCUCGGUAGCUCUCCUAAAUUCCGUCUCGGAAGUUUUUCGCCCUUUAAGAAUCGAAAUGUGUUAGGGUUAGGUUUAAUCCUUCAGAAACCAGGCGCUGGUAUUCCGGCCACUUUUAGGUACUUAACUGCCUACGUAACAACGAGGCGCGCAAACUGUACAGUGUGCACGGUGUAUAUGCCACACUCUGUGUAAAGGUCGUGACGUUCGGGGGGGGUUACGUAUAGGAUACUGGGUGAAAUCCACAGUUGACACGCGCGAUCUCCAUUUCGAUCUUUUAUCCCGUGCUCUCGAUGCCGUACUUUUUGGCCGCCGUUCGUAUUAUCCUAUCAAAAUUGGGUUUUUAUUCUGCGGUAAAAAUCACCGACUCGAUAAGCAGAUUGCGUUUUUCCAUUGAUCGUCACUGCAUCUGCAACGUGGAUUUUGUUAUAAAUAGUACUUAAGAAAUCGGUUAUUAUCACGAUUAUAUAUAACAACGUUUUUUACGGUUAUAAUUCAUGAUACCAGUGGCGUAAUUCAAAUAUUCGGUAGACUCAAUGGCGGAUCUGUGGGGGAGGGAGGUAAUCAAAAUUAAAAUUAACUCUUUCCCAAAUACCGACUAGAUCCAAAUGUUAUAAAAAGCUCCCUUGUCAAUUUUUGAUUAUGGAACAAGAUUUCUGGUAGAAAUAAUGUUGUUUAUAGCUUGAGACAAAAAUAAAAAGCACACAUCAUUGUAAAACCAAUACAUUCUUCACUGCGUUCGAAAUAUACAAAUUUGACUCUGAAUUAUGUAUCUGUAUUCUUUGAGGGCAUACGAAUAAAAGUUACACAAAACAUUUUUCGAUACUUUGACAUUAUUUUCACAGCAGAUUUCAACUUUUCAUUUUCGACUCAAGACAAGGCUUAAUGUUAGACCGGGGCGUAUGCCAAAGUUUCACACAAGAAUGUUCGUGCAGUGGCAGACCCUGACUUUAAUUUCAUACGAGGGGAGGCGAAACCAUUUACAACAAUGAAAAUUGGUAUUUUAUCACAAUGUAAGGACAAAACAUGCUACAUGUAUAUUAGGUACGGUGUUUAGGGAAAGGAGCAUGACCCUAUUGCCCCUGAAAAACUACAUUAUAUUAUAAAUCAAUUGUACUAAUAAAUUUAAAAUUGUAUAGAAUAUAAUAUAGCUUAGCUAUGUAUUGAUUUAGUGGACGGGUGGCACAUCAGUAGCCGUUAAACUUGCUACUCAAUUUAAUUUCGAGGGUUCACCAUUGUUCUUUUCUCCCGCCACAGUUUGAGAGUAGGUAAUUAUUCAAAAAUCUGAGGAACGAAUUAUCCACGUCCAUUGAAUCAAUAUUAAAAUUGGCGCUAAUUCAGUUUCUUACAGGGAGGGGUGCAAACAUUGUAUGAGACCAAUUUCCCCCCCCCCAUCUCCGGCAGUUACCAGUCUAUUGUUGUUGAAAUGUUAUGUGGUUGCAUAAAAUGUCGAUAUAAAUUUCAAAAAUUGAUCAUUUAAGCUUGAAUGCCACGAUCAAUAUAUUGUAUCGAUUGUAAUAGUGAUUAACGCCUAGGUCAAUAAUUAUGGUUAAAAAUGUCAACGGUUGCGAAUGCCAACCCUGCUCUCCCUAGAUUAAUAUGUAGUGUAAAGAAGCGUUCAUGAGUAGUUUUUCGAGUUUUUAGCUAUUAUGCGGUAUUCAAUCGCGGAAUAGAUAGAUAAUUCGGUAACGUUUAUCGGUUUUUAUUCCUACGUCAGGUCAGUUGAUUUCUUUGGGAUCUCGGGAAGGAGGGAAAAUGCGGGAUAUUACGUGUAAAACUACCUGUAUUAUUAUAACAUGAUACUGUGGGAUUACAGUGGAAAGGUUGAAAGUCCGGUGGAAAACCCUGAGGGACGGUUUCGUCAGACACCUGAAGAAAAAAAAGACGCUGGAGAUGUACACGGCGGCGGCGGCCAUGCGGCCAUACAAACUGGAAAAGCAGAUAGCAUUUCUGUUGCCGCACGUAUCGUUUCGAGACGAGGACGACUGUAACGGCGGCGGCGGCGGCGACGGCGACAGUAACGACGACGAGGAAACGUCUUCGCCAGCCACCGCCGACCAGACGACCGUAGUCAACGACUGCGACUCGGUGUACGACCAACAGCAGCAGGCGGCCGACAUGCUGUACGAACAGUCGAACGCGGACAGGGCGUGUCACGAACACGACGCCCUGGACCGGUCGAUACAUUUCCUGUGCAAGACGGCCAUGACCAACAAUUACAAGUAAGCAGAAAAUAUAAUAAUAAUAAUAAUCAGUGGCGAAUCCGGAUUUUAAUUUUGGGGGGGACGGAGGGCAGAGCCAAUAAUUGUUGUACAAUGAAAUUUGGUACAUAUUUUACCACAAUACGAGAAUAAAGAAAAAAAAACUAUGAUACUUCGGGGGGGGGGGAGAAAUUACCCUUUUAGAUCCGCCACUAAUGAUAAUACUAAUUGAUAAUUGAUAAUUAUACUCACACUUUAAAAAAACGAAACGUCGAUUUCACAUUUGAUAUUUUUUCUGAAUUUUUAAUAUUUCCACUGUGUGGGCCGAUCUUGCGUGCAAGCUAUUACUUGAAAAAUGGCCGUCAGUUAUCUAACUUCUAAUUUACCUUUAGUUCCAUUUGUCGGUCUUUGAGUUGCACUUUUUACUUGUAUCUUAUAUACAAUUAGUGGGAAAAAUUGAAAAUUUUACACUUAGAGAACAGGUGUCGUAGGUUGUCGUUUUCCGAUAGGGUGGCCGGUAGCUUGUGAACGUCUGUUAAAUCCUACGUGGCCACUGGCCAACGACUGUCGUGCAACUAAUACAUCCACCUGUUUUUAACUUGAAAACGAGUUUAUUUUUCAAUAUUCCUUGUACUCUUUGUAGAAAUGGGAAAAUAUUUGCAAUUUCGUACCAAAUUAAAAUGUUGCGGUUGGCCAAUUACUUAGAUCGGGCGGCCAGCGGCCACCCGAUCGUCGUGUUUGGCUAUUAUUUGAUAAACUGCAGCCGACGGGCGCAGUGGCGUAACUAGAAUUUCUAAUGCCCGUGGAAAAAUAUUGUAGAUUAACCAAAUUAUGGGACAGUGCAGGGGAAUGUAAGAAAAAAAAAAAGCAAAUUUAUUUAUUUAUUCUAUAACAAUAUCGAUAGCAUUUUAUACUUUUAUUAUUAAUUAUAUUGUUUACUGAUGCCGUAUAGAACAAUUUUUCAGUAUUGAUUAAUAAUGAUUGUAUAAUGUGUAUUUUUUUUUUAUUUUUACUAAAAACUUCAUUUAACGUUUUUUCAACUUUAGAAACUUUUCCUGUGGGAAAAUUAAUGGUUGGUUGUCGAAAAGCGUCAGAGAAAACGAAAAAUAAAAUAAAAUUUAAAGGUUAAGGUUUUUUUGUAUAAGAAUCAUCGUGUACAUAGUAUACACAUUACAUAUAUUAUUAUAUAGGUGUAAGGCAUAAAUCAGGUUAUUUCAAGAUAAUAUGUAGCUUAUCCACAAAAUACCAUCCUAUUUUUGUUCAAUUUAUGAUAUUUGUUGGCAUUCUACUGAGGGAUAUUCCUUUAAAACAUUCCUUGGGUUAAGAUAGAAUUGUAUUGUAAACGAUUUUUAAUCUCACUCUUCUAUCCCCAGAGUUAGGAUUUAACCUUGAAAUUAAAAAAAAUAAUAAUAAUAAUUCAAUACUUUAAUUUAUUUUUUUACUUUCGACCAGGGGUACAUCAUUUGAAAAAAAAAAAAGGGUGACUCCCAACUGCAUAUCUAAAGCAUUUAAGAAAAAAUUGAUGACAAAUGUUUAAAAAUCGAUUUUAUGUACGUUUGUUGAUACAUGGGUUACCUUGUUGCAAGAGAAAAAACCAUAACCGAUUAUAAUCUAAUUCGCUUAAAACAGUUUUUUAAUUGCAAUGAUUUAUCGUUGCUCUCAAAAUAUGAACAAAUUAAAUGUCCUAUACAUUUCAAACUUUCCUUCUACUACAGUACCCUACCUGGUACAAAUUACAUCUCGCUAUUUUAAAACUACUUUUCCUAACAAUGGGCAAAAAAAAGUCAAUUAAACACUUCAGAGAUGGUUUCCGGUAUCAAAUUUUGUCUAGUUGAUGUAUUGGGUAGGUAAUUUUUUGAUUUUCCUUGUGUUUUCUUUUAAUCAUCAGGGAAAAUCGGAAUAAAACAUUAGAAAAUGUAAAUCUUCUCCUUUCCUUUCAUUCCAACUAUCUGGGGUCAGCCAACCCUUGUUCUAAACUUCCACUAGAGAGACUUGACUAUUUUUUUUAUUGCAUUUCAAUAAUUGUAGAAAAUUGAAAUUUUCACCGAAUGCAUAUACUUAUAUUAGCACUCUAGACGAGUUUCAAAUUUGUGGAAAUAUUCUGUUGUUUCAAUGUUAUGUUCAUAGAUAUUUAAAAAUUCUUCAGGUUAUUAAGUUUUAAAAUAAUUGGUCAUCAAUUUGAUAAAUUGUCUUCAUAGUUUCCUAUAAAUAUAAAUAUAUUCAGUUUUUUGAACUUUGACCACACCAAUAGAUUCACUCCAGUCGCGGUCUAAUAGUGUCAAAGAUUUCAUCUUUUAGUAAUGUGGUAAAAUUUUAUUGUUUCUCCAUUGAAACUGACAAUUUCACUUGUGUACUUAUACAUUUACUUUACACUUUUUUUUUUAACCUACACAGAAUGGAAGACAUGGACUCGGUGGAUGCGUUUUUCCACGCCAUGGCCCAAACGGUCAAACAGCUGAAACCCAUCACGGUAGCCAAGAUUAAAAGGGCUGUGUCUAUAAUCGUGUCCAACGCAGAAAUUGAAGAGAUGGAGAGCUCGUGCAGCAGGUUUCCAACGACUGUACCUGUUGUAGUAAAUGAAUCUCCAAAAAUGGAAUAUGUACCAACCUAGUGUAAUCGAUAUUUUUAUGUAUAGUGUAUACCAUUGAAAAAAAUUAAAUAAAACUGUAAAUUACAUUAUUAUAAUAUAUUUUAUAAUAUUAUGUAGAGCUAGUAGGUAUUUACUGAAACAUUUUUUUUGUUUUGCAUCAUGAUAUGAUUGUUGUGAUUUUACUCAAUAGAUAUUUUAAUAAAAAUGAGAACAUCUUAAAUAAAAGUAAAAUACAGUACAUAGGUAUGGUCUUAUCUGUGUGCAAGAAAAAUAUCAAUAGGGCGAAAUGAAAAUGAAAUUAUUAAAAAUAAAAAUGUUAGAAAAAAGGAGAAAGAGUAGAUAAAAGAUAAAGAGGAUGCAAUGUUCUAUAAUUGAUUUUUAUGGUAAUACCAAUAAAGGCACUAUAAAAUAAUAUGUAAUAAUAAUAUAUUUUCAGACUUAGCACAAAACAUCUAACAGUACAAUAUUGAAAUAUAAAUAUUACAACAAUUCUAUAAAAAUGCAUGUAUCAACUGUAUUAAUAAUAAUUAAUAAUAGUAAUAAAAAAAAUAGAUAUUUAAAACUCCCUAUACUUAACACAACAGUUGUGUCUGCUUCUCAUUUUCGAUCAUUUGACUAUAAAUAUGUAAUAUUUUACAUUACAAAUGUUUAAUUGACAAUAUAAAUAAUAGGAAAGUCAUACAAAUAAAUAUACAAACAGUGUAUUAAUUGUAAAAUACAAUAAUUUGUUUACCUUUUGAUUUUUAUAUAUGGAUUGGUCGUCAAGUUUCCAACAAAAAACAGAACAAUCAUUUAAAUUUUUUAGUAAAAUUUAAUAGAAAAAUGAAUAAAUAUUUUAACUAGAUUAACAAUUAUCUAUUUUUAAAUAAUUUAAAAAACUUGAACGUUUUUACAACCAUUUGUAAUGAAAUUAAAAUUUAUAAUAAAAUUGUAUAUAUGAUAAUAUUAAUUAUUAUGAUACAAACGAGAACAAUAAACUCUAAGGAAGAAGUUGUACAUAAUUAGCUGGAAAUAAACCAAAGGUGCCAUCGGGGCUCAACCCCUGCCACCAGCCUUGAUCGAUUUUAUCAAUAUGACAAAUUAUAUCGCCAGGAUCGAAUGAUAUUUCAGUAUCGUCAGCUAGAUAAGUAGACAGUUUUAAAAAAAAAAACUAAGUAACUUAAAUUCUACUUUUAAAGAUCAAUAGUACUACCUGCUUGGUAGUCGUACAAGGCUUCAGCUCUGAUUCCAUAAGUGCCUAAAUCAUUAUUUUGUUCAUUUGAAUUUUCAGGUUCUUCAGUGACGACCAAUCCUGGUUUUGCUAUUUCGAUUUUAGCUUCCUCUGGUUCUGGUUUAUGAACAGCUGAUUCUGAUAAGACUUUUGGAAGCUCCUCUUUAAUUAUUGAAUCUCUUCUGAUUCUAUCAGCAUCCUAUAAAAUAUA